CUUGUUUGUCGGAUUCGGAUUUGAUUGAUUUACUAUUUCACAGGGAUGAUCUAGGCUGAUUACCUCCUGUUCUCCAUUCCAAUCUGUUAGGUUAUAGUUUCGUUGUAUCAUUAUCUUUGAAGUUACUUGAAAAAUAGGGUUGCUGAUUUCUAUUUUCAGGAUGGCUCCUGUAGACAAAUCUCCCCCUGCUAAAGCAGAGAGCAAUUUUUACCUAGUCUGCUCAUCUAAAGCAAAUGAUUUAAUUCCAGUUCAUAAAUACAAAUCGUCCCUUACCGGGUUAACAAUUGUGUUGGCCGAAGUUGAAGGGCCGGUUGUCAAUGGUUAUUUCUGUUUAGCUACUGAGGCCCAUGAUGAUGACGGUUUGCCCCAUACUCUGGAACAUUUGGUUUUUCUGGGGAGUGAACAGUACCCAUACAAAGGCGUUCUGGAUCUCUUGGCCAAUAGAUGUCUGGCUUCUGGGACUAAUGCAUGGACAGAUACAGACCACACUUGCUACACGAUGACAACAGCUGGCAGUGAGGGGUUCCUUUCACUCAUCCCCAUCUACUUGGACCAUAUUCUGUACCCCACUCUUACGGACUCAGCGUUUGUGACGGAGGUACACCAUGUGACGGGGGAGGGAGAGGAUGCUGGGGUGGUGUAUUGUGAGAUGCAAGGGAGGGAGAACACAGGAGAGUCUAGGGUGUACCUGCAGCUGCUGAGGACCAUCUACCCGGGACACUGCGGCUACAAGAGUGAGACCGGCGGCAUCAUGAGGAACCUGCGCGAGACUGUCAACAAUGACAAGGUGCGAGCGUACCACAAAGAGUUCUACCGACCAGAAAACCUUACGUUGAUUAUCACUGGACAAGUGAAGCCAGAAGACCUGUUCAAAACUCUAGAGCCUUUUGAGCAAAAAAUCGCUUCCAAGGGUACAAGAGAGCAAUUCAAGCGGCCGUGGCAGGACCCUGUGCCUCCGUUGAAAGAGUCUGCCGACAUUGAAGUCAAGUUUCCCUGUGAUGAAGAGGACAAUGGGAUGGUCUAUGUUGGCUGGCGGGGACCUUCUGCUGUCACUGAUCUAUACAAAUUGGCUGCAUGUUCAGUGUUGAUGAAGUACAUGACAGACACUUCAGUCAGCCCGCUACCCAAAGAGUUUGUGGAGAUCUCCGAUCCAUAUUGCAGCAAGGUUUCAUACUCGCUGGUAGAAAACUCUGAAUCCGUUUUGAUGCUACAAUUUGAAAACGUUCCAGUUGCUAAGAUUGGUGCGGUGAAGGAUCGGCUUAUGCAGGUGCUGGAGAAGAUAGUGAGUGGACAGGAGCCAAUAGACAUGAAGCGGUUGUCAACUGUCGUCAACCGUCACAGACUGGAGUGUUUGAGUCAUCUGGAGAACAGUCCUCACGACAGCAUUGCCUUCAUGGCCAUCGGGGACAUGUUGUACGGCAACACCAAGCAAGACCUGGACCAGAGACUGAACCAAGUGGCAGAUCUGUACAAGAUGCAGGAGGAAGACAUGACAUUCUGGACGUCCUUGAUCAAGCAGUACUUGCUGACAGGGGCCAGUGUGACUGUGAGGGGAGUGCCUAGUGUGGAUGAGCAACAGGAGAUGGCGAGGGAGGAGAAACUGAGAGUGCAAAGUCAACGGGACCUACUGGGGGUGGACGGGCUCAAGGAAAAGGAAUUGAUGUUGACUCAGGCCAUGGAACAGAAUGAGAUCCCUCCACCAGCUGGUAUGCUCAAGUCAGUCAACAUUCCCAGUAUUGAGUCAAUACAGUUCCACAGGAUACAGACCUUCACCACAGACUCCAAACAGCCUCAUCCCAUGUUUGAUACUAGUCAAGUCCCCGUAUACAUACAAGUGGAUCACAUCACCACCAACUUUGUUUAUAUAUUCGUGCUGAUGGACACAGUGGAGGUGCAGUCAGCACUGAGGCCGUACCUGCCGCUGCUGUUUGAGGCGUUGCUGGAGUGUCCGGUCCAGCGGGGAGAUCACCUGGUACCCUGGGAGGAGGUUGUGGCUCAGCUAGAGGCAGACACUGUAGCUGCUGUCACCAGACUGGGACUGGAGACCACGUCACGCUUCCAGUGUGGACCUUACUGUCAGACUGGCUCUCUCAUGCUGCAGCUGGAGCCAAGCAAGUAUGAGAGAGGGAUAGAGUGGGUGAAGGAGCUGCUGUACAACACUCACCUCAACGCUGAGAGACUCAAGAUCAUUGCUGCCAAGAUGGUCAACGAUGUGGCACAAGUCAAGAGGAAAGGCAACACCAUCGUCAGGGAACUCAUGAAAGGUCUUCUCUACACCAAAGAAAGUAACCACCACACGGCCAGUGUGCUCCGACAGCACAAGUUCCUAUCACAGUUGCUGGACAGACUCAACUCCCCCGAGGAGUGUGACCGGGUAGUGGCUGAGAUAGACCAGGUGCGCAAGAUGGUGACUCACCCAUCCAACAUGGUGGUACACCUGGCAGCCAACCUCGACACGCUGGCUGCGAGGUUCCCCAACCCUGGCUCACUGUGGGGACAGCUCCUGCCAGACACACACUCUCCACACAGACACAAACUACGAGUCACCUCUGACUGGGAGCUACUGCAGGACUCCUCAGCCUCCAAGAUACACAACUGUGUGGUUGGGAUAGGCGCAGUGGAGUCGGCAUACUACUGCCACACGGCACCGGCAAUACGGGACUUCCUAGACCCUGACCUGGCGCCCCUGCUGGUCUUCCUGCAGUAUCUCACACAGCUCGAGGGUCCAAUGUGGAGACUGAUCAGAGGCCAAGGGUUUGCCUACUCGUACAACAUGAUCCCUCGACCAAACGAAGGACUUCUCUACCUCACUUUCUACAAAGCUACCAAUGUCAUCGGUGCCUACAACAAAACUAAAGUCAUCCUUGAUGAAAAGUUGGCAGACGAUGUAACAUGGGAGGACUCGCUGUUUGAGUCGGCGAAAAGCUCGCUCAUCUUUGAGAUCAUUGAGAGAGAGAAGAGCAUCGGGGAUGUAGUGGCUCAGUCGCUGUUGUCUUACUUCAAACAUGUCGACCAUAAUUACAACAGAUGGCUGGUGAGUAUGAUCGCUAAGGUUACCAAGGAGGAUCUCAGUCGAAUGGGGCCCAAAUAUGUCAAAUUAUUGUUUGACCCUUCCAUCUCACGCACAAGCAUCGUCUGCCAUCCUUCCAAGGUUGAUGAACUAAACAACGGCUUUAAAGAACUGGGAAUCAACCUGACUUCCUACACCACGCUAGAAGAGACUUUCCUCAAUGAUUGGUAGCCGGGUUCCAUUCAACUAGUCUUUACCAACUCAUGCAGGGUCCUUCUUUUUAAUUUUAAGCAUUUAUACUGCGUUUUAAGUGUUUUCACUCAAAUUGAAGAGUGAAUAAAUUUGUUUCUAUGUUUAGAUAUUUUUUAUAUCUCAUUCUACUAAUCGUGUAUAAUUCGCCAGUAUAUUGUUUAAUAUUUUUGAUUGUUGGGGUUUUAUACAAACCUUAAAUUGGUACUUAUGUCAGAUAAAAAUGUUAUCGGACAAAUGAAUAUUUUCUUUGGUCCAUGAAUCUUCAAUGUUUGGAAGAUUUUUUUCAACAUUGUUUAUUACUUUUCUUCUUCUACUAGUUUUAGAUACCGCCAAAUCAAUUCAUUGUUUUUGAGCCUCAUAUUGUAUUGUUUUGUAUUUUUACUUUUGUCUUGUAUAUUAAUUUACUUUGAUAUCUGACCAAUAAUUAUUUCAGUUACAAUUUAUUUUAUAUAUUUAUUUUUAUUACUGCAUAUACUUAUUAUGUAAAUUACUGCAGUGAAAUAUCCAAAGGCUGCAUUCAAUGUAACAAUCACUAUAGGUCUUUUGAUGUUUUUGCAUAAACUUAAUUUUGUAUUCAUUUUUGAAAGAAUAAUUGAAAAAAUACAUUAUAUCUAAAUCAAGAUUACUUUCAAAUAAAAACGUUGUUUUGUUUAAAAUUGUUUGUAAGCACUCAUUUUUAGCGAAUUCCCCAUAUAGGGAUUAAGCUGUUACCGUAGGUCUCAUGGUUAGACCUAGCCCAGGGACUGAUUUACUUUUUUGUUUUGAGGUUCCCAGACAAAAAACACAAUCCAUUCAAUUUCAUUUAGGCCUACCUGCCAUACACAAUCGUUCAAAUCCAUAUACAAAAUACAUAAUCUGACUAUGGAAACAAGGUUUUAUGAGGAAGAUUGGUUUUCCUCAUUUUUGACCCUUAAUAAAUAUAACUUUCCAAUACAUCUCAAACAUUUUGAAAAGCUCAUAGAAUAAAACAAAAAGGUUAAGAAGUGUUUUUGUAUGUUUAAUUGUUAUAGAGAAUUUUUUUAUGAAAUCUUUUAAUGCAAAUCCAACUACCCUUAUGAAAAAGUUUAUAUAUGGCCAUAUAAAAUUUUUUUUAUCUGGUUAUAUUUGGUUUUGGACCAAAUAUAACCAGAUAUGAUCAUAUAUGGAAUCCCCCAUAUAUGGACAUUUUUAAAUAAAAAAAUGACAGUUAAACAUUAUUUCACAUUAAAUGGUAUAAACUAUGCAUUAAAACCAUAAUAAAAAUUUUUUAUUCGAAAAUUUCAAAACAAAAUUUUCAAGAAGCCGACUGGGAUUCGAACCCGGGGCUCCAACGUGGGAGUCCGUCCCUUUAGCCACUACACCACAACCGCUUCAUAUCAGAGGGUUUAACAACACCCAUUACGAAUAAGAGAAGCUGUAUUUGGUCUCGUAAAACAAUAUUUUAGACAUUUUAUGUCAUUUGAAGAAUCUAUUUGAUAGCAAAGGUACAAUUAAUUAAUUAUUAUUAUAAUAUUCUCCUUAUUUAGGCCUACUACACUUACGCAAUUUUAAAAUUAUACGUCAGUUUUAAGAUUUUGUUGUGUUAUAAUAAAAUUGUACAAUAGAUGUAUGUACAGGAUUUUGUCAUCUGGGUUCAAAUCUGGAUACUUUAUUACUUUACUACUAAUUACUUUAAAGGAGAAAUGCCUAUAUUAUCUGCCCCCCCCCCCUACUGUACCACAUUUCAACUCAAUCAGUUCAGUAGUUUGUGCUUGCGAGAAACAAGAAAAUACACAAACUCACAAACUUUAAGAUUUAUAAUAUUAUAUUUAUAAGAAGUGUUUGGGAGUCCAGUUACAAAACCCAAAUGUGGCAACAAUUCCUUAUAAUAAUUCCAGUUAUUGUCAAAAACUCAUUUACAUGAGCAUACAUGGAAAAUUAUUAUUCCAUAUAUGAGUAAUUUAAUUCCAUACCUGGGAGUCAUAUAUGGCCAUAUAUAGACCAUAAUUCCAUAUAUGGAGGAUAUUUAUGGCCAUAUAUGGGCAAUAAUUUCAUAUAUAGAAAACAUGUAUGGCCAUAUAUGGACGAUCAUUUCAUAUAUAGAAAACAUGUAUGGCCAUAUAUGACCAAUAAUUCCAUAUAUAGACUACAUAUAUGACCAUAUAUGGCCACCACCAUAUAUGGAUACAACCAUAUCUGGCCAUGUCUGCUUCCAUAUAUGGCCAUAAAAAACCAUAUAUGGCUUUAUAAAAACAUAUAUGGAAUUUUAAUAUGGCCAUAUAUGGCCAGAAAUUACUUUUUUAUAGGGGUAGGUAAAUGGAAAUUCCUUUAGUCUGCAGGUUUGCUGCGGAAUGGGUAAUUUAGUUCUAGCCCUCCGAGGGUCCCUAGUUUUGUCCUUAAUGUUUGCCUAUUUUUUGCACAUUUGCAAGGUUUUAUUAAAACGGAUCUGAGAAGCUUAAAAACAAUGUUAAUUCUACUGUUCUAUAUACCAUUUUGUUUGGAAAAUCAUGGGCUUCAAUAUUAUACAUAAAACAUAAGGAAAAUUUGUUACAAAAAAA
Macrosteles quadrilineatus (aster leafhopper) is the source of this 5778-nucleotide messenger RNA. RefSeq lists its product as uncharacterized. The record is from RefSeq and is a predicted model, not a curated record. Gene Ontology annotation, molecular function: metal ion binding. Lineage: Eukaryota; Metazoa; Arthropoda; Insecta; Hemiptera; Cicadellidae. The transcript is spliced from 20 exons. The coding region runs from base 161 to 3241 and encodes 1026 amino acids.